GUGGACCUUUCAACUCCAGUUAUCUUCUCUCAGGCCUAUGGGACAGUGACCAUUUCAGCUAUUUUCAGUGUCCAGCGCACCCUUCCUUGAACAGUUUGAUGGAGAAUCGGUCGGAUGACAGCAGGAACUGUUGUUAUCACCGGCGGAAUUCUAGCGACGGUGAUCCUACUCUGUAUUAUUGUUGUGCUCUGUUAUUGUAGACUACAGUAUUAUUGCUGCAAGAAAGAUGAGCCUGAAGAGGAGGAGGAGGAGGAGGAGGAGGAGGAGGAGGAGCCUGAUCUUCCCACUCGCUCGCACUUUGUCACCUGCAAUGCCUGCAACUCUCGCAUCAUGGAUGGACAGGGCAGCCCGGUGCCUCCACCCCCUGAGCUUAACCAGCAGGGUGCUCAUAACUACUGCCCUACCUGUUCCCCCUAUGGCUCCCCUUUUUACAUACGGACUGCUGACAUGGUGCGAAACGGUGGUGAGAGGAUCACCUACACACCCACGUGCUACAAGGAAAUGGGGCAUCCCAUCAAAAUGGCGACCCUCCAAAGUUACCCGGUGACCCACCAUGGAAUUGUUCGGGAGACCUUUCCAAACCCUAGGGCUGUUAGUACAGAGGUAUAAUCACUGUUGUUACUAUUGCAGGGUGCUCCAAUAAGAUGCCCAUGGGGGGGGGGUUCCAUUAAUUUCUGUGAGGUUUCCUGCAAAAAGAGAGGACGCCUUUAGCAAAUGUGGACAAUCAAAUCCAAGACCUAGCAUGGUCCUGAUGUUGAACUGCCCAGGUCAUUGUAAGCUAUUGUGGGAGGAACGGGAGAGAAACACUGAACAAAGAUAUUGAAUGUGGUAAUUUCUAAACCCAUAACAAGUGUAAUUACUCUGCUCUGUCUCCUGAAGGGACUUGUCUAACGAGGGCUAUGUACAGUACAAACUAAUUUAAUUAUCAAAGACUCUCGUGACUCCCAGGCUUCCCUGAGCCCUUAAUGAGGUAUUUGGUGUCUACACAAAGCAAACCCUACCUGUCACUUUUCAAGGCAAUACCACUGGCUUCUUGUAUGGAUGAACCGAGCACACUGAGAGACGCAUGGCAUUCACUGGGAGCUAUUGUUUUCAUCAGUAACUGUGGCAUUAGAAAGGAAGGUGAAAGAGGAUAAAGAUCCCAUCAAUAUGCUGGGAGUUUUAAUGCUCUUGCUUGGUGAAAGCACGUGGAAAAACAAAUAAACAGAGAAUUUGAUAUUUCCCCCCUUGUAUCAUAUUAGUUCCAAAUGAAUGCUAGCAUCUGUAUUAGAAUAUAAAAUAGGACACCCUUCCCUAGUUAUUCCAGUCUUUGCACCUACAGAAGAACAGGGAAAAGGGAAGGUGGAGUUAGAUAAUUGUUGUGGGGAGAAAAAGGGUACUACUAAAAUGACCUGCAAAAGCUAACAAUACAGAAGUUUCCUUCUGCUCUGCUCACAAAACAAUCCUUUAGUUUUCACAAACUUUCUUAGGAGUGGUUUAACUUUGGGGCAUAAAAACUGCAAAGUUUUUACUUAAAUUUUAAACAACUGAAGUUUGGAUCACUGGCAGUGUUUAAAGCCUUAGAGAUCCAUAUCUGCUGGUAAACUGCAAAAGACUGUGUGAUUUAGUUCUGCUUAAAACAGCAAGAGAUGGGACCAGUAACAUCUUGUGCUCUCAACCCUGUUCUCACAACCUCCAGAGCUUGAGCUGAUACCAGAUUUUCAGGAGGUCAUGACCUUUCCGUCUCUGGCUAGAAGGAAGGCCCAAACCUGUCUUCCUUGCUAAUAUGUCAAGUCACAGUAUGGAAAAGCUGACAAGUGAGAUAAAUCAUCCAUGUUGCUUUCUACGACAUGGAUGUGGAGAUUAUUUUUCACUUUACACCAAAGUAAAAAUGACUAAAAGUAUAUUGUUGUCAUGCACCGCUGUUCCCACAGCAGCCAGCCAUGCUUUCUGCAGGUAGGCAAUAGGCCUGGACUACAAGUGAUCCUUGCAAAUAUCCUUAGUAACAAUAACAAGAGUGUGUUUAUCAUAUGGUUUUAUUUGGGAAGAGCGUGCGAUCUCUAUUACAGUUUAUCAGUCAAUCUACAGGUAGUAAUAAGUGCUGGCUUGACAGCCCUUAACUUCCCUAUUCAUUCACAGAUGAAGUAUGAUGUAGUCCUGCUUGGACCUGGAAGGUUCACUUGAUCUCAUGAGAGGAUUAUUCAGAUUUGGGCUUAUUUAUUCCUUGGGAUCUCUGAUAAAACAUAACAAGUUAACAACUCAGGGCUAAAUAGGAUUGUGUUUCUUGUGACAUGGAGGCUGCCUUCCCUGAAACAACACGUGAUCCAUUUUGCAUUGCCUGUAGAUCAGACAUUACUCCCAGAAUCAUCUAAAUUAGAACCUAAGCCUUAGCAUUGAAAGGCAUCACGCUGUCCCUGGACCCUGGGUUGUCCAGUCCUCACUGAGCCCCUAUGUAGGGUAUUUAUUUUCCAGAAGCCCUAUAACCCUCCUCUCAAUUACCUGGGUGGGAAGGCAAGUAAUGUUGCUGGAAUGAUUACAGUACGAAAGCCCUCUGACCCCUAGUGUUCAGUAGCCCACUGUUUCUAUUGCCUUCUUGUCCCAACCAGCACACUGCCCUGGUACUGUAGUAUCUAGUAUGACGUUUGUUGAGCAAACUCAACAAGUCCUAUCCUUUCAUAGCAGAGGAUGCACUUUGGCUUCCAUCUGAACUUAGCCUCUACCAGACCUGAAGUGGUCAAACUGCAUCCCCUGGGCUUGCUAUAGCCAACAGGGCUCUACAGUAUAGCCCCCAAAUACCUUCCUCCUAAUUUGAAUGGCCAGCCCAGGGGGAUUAAGGAUAUGUCUAUACCACAGCAGCAGUGCAUCCCAGUGAGGAUGAAGCAGGGAAUACCCUACCUUCCUGAAUCUGCAGGUAUGCUCCAGACACAGAAGCCUGCUCUGGAAUCAUCCCCAUUGCCUAUUCUUGAGCUGUCUGUCCCUGACAAGCCUGAGAGCAGACAAUGGAAACAAGAACAGCCAUUCUAGUAAACUUCUGGUUGUGGAGUUUAUUGGUGGUCUCAGGUGAGUGGGGUGCUCAACCUCUUCCUCCCCGGUGUAUUGGCCAUCAUUGCAAUGCUCUCUCUUCUGAAAGACUAUUCAGCUCACGACUGCCCAGUAUACGCUGGACUAUAGUUUCAAUGACACACCUUUGAAUGAAGGAUAGCUGUAGUCUGUUUUGUUGUACAUACAUUACGUGUGAACCCAGCUUUUCUAGGAAGAGGAUGUGACCCUGAAGCUGAUGCUGUGGUCCCAGAUUGGUUAUUUUGCUCAAGAUGAAGAUCCCCGUCACAUUUUUCACUGUACUGAAACAUGUACACAAGUGCAAAUGUGCAAGAUAUACAAGUCAAAUGGGUGUCCAAAAUGUGACUUCAGGCUGUUAGGGGUUGGGGUGGGGAGUAGAGAGAGAAAGUCUGAGUUUUCUACUUGGGAUUUCUCCUAUUGUUCUACAUCUUUGUUGCUCAGCUGUGGAUCCAGAUUGAAUGUCAGUAAUAAAUGAGGUCUUUGAAAUACAAAAUGGGCAUGCUCGUGCUCUCUUUUUUGGUGAUGGGCAGCUUUAUACAAAGCAAGUUUUACACAAUCCUGCAUAGGAUGUGGCCUUGGAUAUGUGUUCCUCACUCCUAUCCAUG
Molecule: messenger RNA, 3644 nt
Organism: Gavialis gangeticus (Gharial)
Lineage: Eukaryota; Metazoa; Chordata; Crocodylia; Gavialidae
Gene: FAM163A
Product: family with sequence similarity 163 member A
Exons: 4
Coding region: 115-609 (164 amino acids)
Source: RefSeq, a predicted model, not a curated record